Sycon ciliatum is the source of this 3516-nucleotide messenger RNA. Its product is annotated as calmodulin-binding transcription activator 2-like. Gene Ontology annotation, molecular function: protein binding; transcription coregulator activity; double-stranded DNA binding. Gene Ontology annotation, biological process: regulation of transcription by RNA polymerase II. Bases 310 to 2271 code for a protein of 653 amino acids. The transcript is spliced from 16 exons. The record is from RefSeq and is a predicted model, not a curated record. Gene Ontology annotation, cellular component: nucleus. NCBI's taxonomy places the organism in Eukaryota, Metazoa, Porifera, Calcarea, Leucosolenida, Sycettidae.
CAUAACGUCAAGAGCAUGAAAAUAAUUUAAUGACAGGGCGCAGCUUGCCUUCUUGGUACCAUGGUGUUCGGAAUGCUUUCAUUUCGACUUCUGUCCUGCUGCUCCAGCUUACUUUUAGGUUUACCAGCUUGGACAGGAGCUCAUGAGACGUCAUAAGUUUUCAGUAGUGCUUUACUACAUGUAGUAUCUUCACUUCUUCAGGUUCGAAAAGAGAGUAAAUAAUUGAGAGCGGUUCCAGAUAAUUGUUUUGUCACAUUCGCUGCAUUCAUACCUACCAAUACAAGACCGAAUUUUUCAACUCCUAACACUAUGAAUGCCGAAAUGAGUGUGUGUGUUUACGCCAGAAACGCUAAUGGAGGUAACGAUGAGAAAGGCAGAUUGGAAUUGGUGAAUGACUUUCCCACUUGUAUGGAUCGGUGGAACACCAACGAGGAGGCAGCCAGAUAUUUGGUAUCAGUUGACUAUCAUCGCGAGUGGAUGUCAAGGGAACCUCCACAUAGGCCUGCCAGCGGACAGAUGUUCAUUUUCGAUAAGAGAGAGGUUAAAUUCAAGAAGGAUGGCUAUUCUUGGAAACGGAGGAAAGAUGGCCGCACCCCUCGAGAGGAUCAUAUGCGCCUAAAAGUGUUUGGUGUUGAAUUGCUGUACGGCUGCUAUGCUCAUUCGGCGGAUAGUGCAUCAUUUCAUCGGCGUUGCUACUGGCUUCUUCAGACGCCAGCGAUAGUAUUAGUUCACUACUUGGAUGUGCCUUCGGAAGACAAAUCCUUGUCAGGGAUAUCGGAUACCGAUCUUCUGCAGCUUGUCAUGUCCAAACCAUGCCUGCUGGAUAAGCUACGCACCCAGCUGACGCCUGCUUUGUCCUCACUCUCCGCGUGCCCGGAUGUCCCGCAAAUCAACCACUCUGCCUCGCCACGCUCGUCACCAAUUUUGAAACACCCUUUGCAGCAACAGCAGCAGCCGCACACGCCGGUUAUGCUAGAGCCACUAGCGCAUGCUAUGAACACCGAGCCCUCUCCGUCCGUUACCAUUGAAGAGAUGAUGCGGGUAGGCGAGUUGGCCCGCGAUGUGGCUAGCUUGGGUUCUCGCAGCAGCUGCAGUGUUCCUAGUAGUCCACAAAUGAUGCCCGGCCAGCAUAGUCCCGUAUCGCUAGCGAGUGAUACUACUAUACUUCGACAACCCGAAAGCUGGCCACACUGCGACAGUCCAACGCCUAUGCGUACGCCUGGCCAGAACGCAACCAUACUGCAGCAACCACAUGGUUCACCAUCAGCCGUGGAGAUCCUUGACUUCUGCCCCGAUUGGUCGUACCCGGAGGGUGGUACCAAAGUGGUGAUGACAGGUACCAUGCCCGAUCGAGCCGACUAUGGGCUGGCUUUCGGUGAUGAAUAUGUACCUGCAACCGUCGUCCAGCCUGGAGUGCUGCGUUGCUUCUGUCCACCUCACAGUGUGGGCCUCGUACCUCUCCAGCUCUACUGUAAUAGUAUUCCGGUGGCCAAGGCAGCUGUCUUCGAUUACAAGCAGAAGCCAUUCAGCCGGAACUCAUCGCCAAUGCACAGCCCGCACUGCUUGCGCUUGAACUCAUCAGACCAAGAGAUGCAGUUCGCAAUGGACGACUCAGUUCAUGUCAAAGCAGAGCCAGGUAGUGGCUUUGACCAGUUCACAUUCGUACCGCCGCUGGCAGAUGUAAGCAGCCACAGCACCGACUCAAUGUGGCAUGGUCAGCAUUUGUCAUCACUUGACUGCUCGUCACGGCACAACAGUACGGGCACUCAGAGCAGCUUAACGCUUUCCUUGACGACGCCUCCAGAGUCGGACUCCUCUUUUCACAACACCAUCAGUGCUACGUCGUCAUCCACAUCGGUCGGCUCGAUAUUCGAUGAUCCAGAGGCUCCGUCUGUGGCAGAGUGGUGUGAGGUGUUGAGUGAUGGCCGGAACGUACUGCAUGAGGAUUUCAAUCGACUUGACCUGUCGGUCACUGAAACACAACAGCUGUUCUUGGCGGCAUCCACAAUUCAGUCAGCGUUCCGAAAAUACAGGAGAAAGACCAAGGAGGAGGAAAAACAGAACAGCGCUGCUGUGCUUAUUCAAAGUUGGUAUCGUCGCUAUAGGCAUGUCACAGCUGCGAAGAAACAAGAAACCGUGCGUGCUGAGGCAGAGACUAUGGCUGCAAUGAAGAUUCAGCGCUUCUUGCGUCGUUCCAUGCAGAAGAGAAGUCGAGGGAUAAACCAGCGGCCAUGGUCAACAUCAAAGCUCCCCAUGUUUUCCAGUGAAUAGGCAUGCUUCCCGUCAAAGACUUUUAUCUGGUAUUUUUCUUCUCAUAAAGAGCAGAAGGUCAAAUUUUAACUUUUGAACACUAGUUCCUACUUACAAUUGCUAUGCCCAUAUUUCUGCUGCUCUAUUUAUAUAAACUGGCGGCCAGUUCUCAAUGUUUUUAAUAUGAUUUGAAAGUCGUCUUCUAACCGUGUCUCUUUUGUGAACAAUCUUCUGUUUCUAGCCUAGUCUCAUCGAGCAUGCUACCACAGUGUUGGUUUAGCUUUAUACCAUGCCGUUUGCAGCACUGCUGCGCUGUUUUUUAUAGCCCCGGCGUCUCUCUCUUUCUCUCUCUCUCUUUCUUUCUUUCUUCUUCUCUUACCUGCCUCUUGUACCCUUUCCUUUCUUUACAUCAUGGGCGCACACACGCGCGUGCGCAUACGCAUACACACGGGCACACAGCGCUCUCGCCCUUCUUAGCCAUCUAGUCAUGGUUGUUGCCUGUUUGUGAUGGCCAUCUCCAAGGCAGUACGCAAGCGGCUGAUUUAUUCUAGAGAACCCGGUCACUGUGUGGAUACGCGCAUCCGCAGCAGCCAUUACUCUCGCACACUUCAGCAUUGAAGAUACUUUGUUCACUCGCACUGAACCACACUCUGGUAGCACGCGCACUCAAUGUUGGCUUGCGCACCGCGCUUGAUAGAAGUCGUCAGCCUCCAACCGAUCUAUGUCUUCUCUCAACGCCUUUGUCUGCCGCAUCUUUCAUUUCAGAAUUCCGGCGUCAGCCACUUGCACUUAUAUGCUUUUACUCUGCUCAGUCGUCUCGUUCAGCUUGCAACUGUUGCUGCUUUCAGUAUGCCCAUCUGCACACUUAGGCACUGAUUCGUGGAUUCGGCAUGUCUUGUGUAACUUGAAAUUUAAUCUUUUUUCUCCUUUCUCCAUUGUUUUUUUGUUGUUGAUUUUUACCUGUCUUUUUCCCAAUACUAGAGUACAUUGUUCUGAACUGAACUAGCCAUAUGAGGACCUCCAUGCCUUAGUGACCUAUAUUAUAAUAAUGCCUGCCUUUUCCGCUUAGUCUCGAGAACAGUCUGGACAGAUCUAUAUCCAUCCUGUGCAUAAUCUAUACAAUGCAUCGCUGUUCUUCCAGUUGCUCUAUAUACAUGGUUUGUCCGAUUCCCAGUUGAGGUCAUGUACAUCUUUGCAAUGACGAUAGAUACUAAACUGUCUUUUCUCCUUGCUGAAAUAUACACCGCACUUCUGUGCAACGUGCUA